This is a messenger RNA of Antechinus flavipes (yellow-footed antechinus), 6670 nucleotides long. RefSeq names its product diacylglycerol kinase delta (gene DGKD). The record is from RefSeq and is a predicted model, not a curated record. Bases 133 to 3603 code for a protein of 1156 amino acids. Gene Ontology annotation, molecular function: ATP-dependent diacylglycerol kinase activity; protein homodimerization activity; protein heterodimerization activity. NCBI's taxonomy places the organism in Eukaryota, Metazoa, Chordata, Mammalia, Dasyuromorphia, Dasyuridae. Gene Ontology annotation, biological process: diacylglycerol metabolic process; intracellular signal transduction; lipid phosphorylation. The transcript has 30 exons.
GGCUCCGGCCCCGCGGGCCCCGAGGACUCGUCGGACAGCGAGCCCGAGCCCGAGCCGGGCUCCCCGCAGAAGCUGCUGCGCAAGGUGUCCACGUCCGGCCAGAUCCGGCACAAGACGAUCAUAAGAGAGGGGAUGCUGAUGAAGCAGACGAGUUCCUUCCAGCGCUGGAAGAGAAGGUACUUCAAACUUCGAGGACGGACGCUGUACUACGCAAAAACGGCCAAGUCGAUCAUCUUUGACGAAGUGGACCUCAGUGACGCGAGCGUGGCCGAAUCCAGCACCAAGAAUGUGAACAACAGCUUCACGGUGAUCACUCCGUGCCGCAAGCUCAUCCUGUGCGCCGACAACAGGAAGGAGAUGGAGGACUGGAUUGCCGCCCUGAAGACCGUGCAGAACCCAGAGCACUUUGAGUCCACCCAGUACAGCAUGGACCACUUCUCGGGCAUGCACAACUGGUACGCCUGCUCCCACGCCAGGCCCACCUACUGCAACGUGUGCCGGGAGGCGCUGUCGGGGGUCACGUCCCACGGGCUCUCGUGUGAAGUGUGCAAGUUCAAAGCCCACAAGCGCUGCGCCGUUCGGGCCACCAACAACUGCAAGUGGACGACCCUGGCUUCUAUCGGGAAGGACAUCCGGGAGGACGAGGACGGGAUCUCCAUGCCCCACCAGUGGCUGGAAGGGAACCUCCCGGUGAGCGCCAAGUGCACGGUGUGCGAGAAGACGUGCGGCAGCGUGCUGCGGCUGCAGGACUGGCGCUGCCUCUGGUGCAAGGCCAUGGUCCACACGUCAUGCAAGGACUCGCUCCUGGCCAAGUGCCCCCUGGGCCUGUGCAAGGUGUCCGUCAUCCCCCCGACCGCCCUGAACAGCAUCGACUCGGACGGGUUCUGGAAAGCCACGUGCCCCCCGUCCUGCACCAGCCCCCUGCUGGUCUUUGUCAACUCCAAGAGCGGAGACAACCAGGGCGUGAAGUUCCUGCGCAGAUUCAAGCAGCUGCUGAACCCGGCCCAGGUCUUCGACCUCAUGAACGGAGGACCCCACCUGGGACUGCGGUUAUUCCAGAAGUUCGACACUUUCCGGAUCCUGGUGUGCGGCGGGGACGGCAGCGUGGGAUGGGUCCUGUCUGAGAUUGACAGCCUCAACCUUCACAAGCAGUGCCAGCUGGGAGUGCUGCCCCUCGGCACCGGGAACGACCUGGCCCGCGUGCUGGGCUGGGGCUCCGCCUGCGACGACGACACGCAGCUCCCCCAGAUCCUGGAGAAGCUGGAGCGGGCCAGCACCAAGAUGCUGGACCGGUGGAGCAUCAUGGUGUACGAGACCAAACUCCCCCGGCAGGCGUCGUCCUCCACGGUGACGGAAGACUUCAGUGAGGACUCGGAGGUCCAGCAGAUCCUCUUCUACGAAGACUCGGUGGCCGCGCACCUGUCCAAAAUCUUGACUUCGGACCAGCAUUCUGUGGUCAUCUCCUCCGCCAAGGUGCUCUGUGAGACCGUGAAGGACUUUGUGGCGCGGGUGGGGAAGGCCUACGAGAAAGCCCCCGAGAGCUCCGAGGAGUCUGAGGUCAUGGCCAGGAAGUGCUCUGUGCUCAAAGAGAAGCUGGACUCGCUCCUGAAGACGUUGAACGACGAGUCCCAGGCUUCCUCGUCGCUGCCCAACCCCCCUCCCACCAUCGCGGAGGAGAUGGAAGAUGGCGACGGCUCUGGCGGCGUCUGCGCCUCCAUCGCUUCGGCCUGCCCCGCGCGGCCCCAGAUCUUCCGGCCUCGGGAGCAGCUCAUGCUGAGAGCCAACAGCCUGAAGAAGGCGAUCCGCCAGAUCAUAGAACACGCAGAGAAGGCUGUGGACGAGCAGAACGCCCAGACCCAGGAGCAGGAAGGGUUCCUGCUGGGGCUCCCCACCGCUGAGGAAAGCAAGGGCCCCAAGGCAGAGGAUAAGCCUCCCCCGCAGACCCCUCCUGGCGGCAACGGCGGCGUGUCCCGAGGGAGGAGCCAGCGCAAAGUGUCCAAAUCCCCCUGCGAAAAGCUCAUAAGCAAAGGAAGUUUGUCCCUGGGCAGCUCGGCGUCUCUUCCUCCCCAGACGGGAAACCGCGACAGCUUGCCCAUGCUGAACACAAAGAUCCUGUACCCAAAUAUUCGGGCCGGGAUGUCCGGUUCCUUACCUGGAGGUUCGGUCAUCAGUCGUUUGCUCAUCAAUGCGGAUCCCUUUAACACCGAACCGGAAAAUUUAGAGUGCUACACGGAGAAGUGCGUCAUGAACAACUACUUCGGGAUCGGGCUCGACGCCAAGAUCUCCCUGGAUUUCAAUAACAAGCGCGACGAGCACCCGGAGAAGUGCAGGAGCCGAACCAAGAACAUGAUGUGGUACGGGGUCCUGGGGACGAAGGAAUUGCUGCAUCGGACCUACAGGAACUUGGAACAGAAGGUCCUGCUGGAGUGUGACGGGCGUCCCAUCCCGCUGCCCAGCCUUCAGGGUAUCGCCGUCCUCAACAUCCCCAGCUACGCUGGGGGCACCAACUUCUGGGGAGGCACCAAGGAAGAUGACACGUUCACAGCCCCCUCCUUCGACGACAAGGUGCUGGAGGUGGUGGCCGUCUUCGGCAGCAUGCAGAUGGCCGUCUCCCGCGUCAUCAAUCUGCAGCACCACCGCAUCGCCCAGUGUCGCACGGUGAAAAUCGCCAUCCUGGGCGAGGAGGGCGUCCCCGUGCAGGUGGAUGGAGAGGCCUGGAUCCAGCCCCCCGGCUACAUCCAGAUUGUCCACAAGAACCGGGCACAGACCCUGACCAGGGAUCGGGCCUUUGAGAGCACCCUGAAGUCCUGGGAAGACAAGCAGAAGUGUGAGCUCUCGCGCCCGCCCUCCUUCUCCCUGCACCCGGAGAUCAUGUCCGAAGAGGAGUCCACCCAGAUGCACCAAUUUGGCCAGGCGGCGGGGGCCCUCAUCCACAGCAUCCGGGAGAUAGCUCAGUCCUGCCAGGACAUGGAGCAGGAGCUGGCCCACGCCGUCAACGCCAGCUCCAAGUCCCUCAAUCGAGUCUACGGGAAGUCCAAGGCCAGCGAGGGGCUGAACUGCACGUUUGUCCUGGAGAUGGUGAACAACAUCCGCGCCCUCCACAACGAGACGGAGCUGCUGCUCACCGGGAAGAUGGCCUUGCAGCUCGAGCCGCCCCACAAGGAGCAGCUCGGGGCGGCCCUGGCGGACAUGGACCUGCAGCUGAGGCGGCUGGCCGACAUUCCCUGGCUGUGGCAGCUCAUGGAGCCCAGUGAUGACGAGAAUCCCACCGCGCUGGACUUCUCCAAACGCAGCCGCAGCGGCAAGUUCCGCCUCGUGACCAAAUUCAAAAAGGAGAAGAGCAGCAAGAACAAAGAGCUCCGCGCCGGCUCCGGCCUCCCUGCUCACCUCUGGGGCACGGAGGAGGUGGCCGCCUGGCUGGAGCACCUCAGCCUCUGUGAGUAUAGAGAUAUCUUCAUCGGCCACGACAUCCGGGGCCCUGAGCUGCUGCAGCUCGAGCGGAGGGACCUCAAGGACCUCGGGGUGACCAAGGUGGGCCACAUGAAGAGGAUCCUCCACGGAAUCCGGGAGCUGAGCCGGGGCACUCCCGCCGCCGAGGCUUAGCCGGGGUCCUCGCCGCCUGCGUCCGCCCCUCUUCCGCCCGCUGAAGCCACGGCACCCCCCCCCCCCACCCACAGAGCUCAUGUCAUGGUGCUACUCUCCCCCGUGGGCACAGCUCGCCAGCAGGGCCCGCCCCCACGGAGGGCUCCUCACCGCAGCUACCUUCCAAACGGCCCGGGCCCCCGGGGGGCGCUCCUCGGGCUGGCCUCCCCGCUGACCGGACGCCUCGGGAGGAACCCCGGCCCCUCUGGUCCCCGCGACCCGCUCCGGGGGGAUCCGCUGUGACCGUCCCCUUUGUACAGGCCGGGAUCUGAGGUCGACCCAAGGGCAGCUGGAUCGUCUCCCAUGAGCAUCUUAGGGAGCAUCCUCGGCCCUCCUCCCCCUCCGGCGGAGCCCCCAGACCAUCACGCGUGCCCCGCCCCCGAGUGUGUUUGUGGAGAAGGCUCGAGGGACAGAAGGGGCACCCCGAUCAGCCACACCCCCAGGGGCGAGACCGGCGGCGGCCCCUCGAGAAGGACCCCGGCAGCCCGCCGUGAGCCGGAAGCGCUGGGGGCUCGCUCUCCACUCUGUUGUGAUGGGGCAGAAAUCCUUUGUUUCCCGACAGGAGCAAAGAGGCCGUCCUCCCUUUGGGGGCUCUCCCUGCCCGGCCACGUCUGACCCCAACCCAGGGUCGCUUUGCCUCCAUCUUUUGUGAGAUCCCGCUCUCGGAGGGGCCCGGGCCCUGGAUCCCCCAGUGUAGCUUCUGCCGCCGCCGGGGGCUGUGGGGGGGGGGGCAAGAAUCCGGCACAGGGGCCACGGAGGGGGCCACGUGGCUCGGCCAAGCUCCGCGCUCACUCCCCGGCGCGGCCGGUCAUCCCAGACGGGGCGUGGAAUCGGCGGGCGACGAGCGGAGGCCCCGAGUCCUGGGCCCCGGAAGCUCUGAAUGCCAGGGACAGACGGGGAGGGAGGAAGCCAGGCCAGAGGCAGCAGCCCCAGAAUGUUCCACGGCCUCCACGAGCCCGAAGGGAAGCAGCCCCAGGGAGAAAGGGCCGGGGUCCUCGUCCCACCGCCCCAAGGAUCCCCCCCCACCCCCCGGAGGCUGCGCAGCCUGUGCUCCUGAGGGCGGGGCCAAAUCUGUCUUUUCUAAAACCUGCUGCGGCCAAAGGGAGGAGGAACCUGAGACCCAAACCUGAAGGAGGCGCUGCGGUCCCAGACUAGGCAGCGUGAGGGGGCGGGGCCGGCCCGACGUCCGUGGGCCCCUCCCCCACCCCCCUCCCCUGGCGGCGGCGCCUGGGUUUUCUCCCCUUGUGCAGUCAGCCUUGGGGCUGGGGAAGGGGCGGCUCCGCUUGACGGCCCUUGUGGGACUGACCAGGAGGUUCCAAAGUGAACUUAGCCCCUGAGCCAGGACCUUCCAUCCAAUCCGCCUCUUUGCUCUUGUCCCACGUGGGCUUCCAGUGUCUGUGGGCACUGUGCCCCCCUCACCUCCCCCCCAUCCCCCGCGCGCUCGUGCCCCCACCCUGGGUCAGACCCGGCCCUUUGUUAGGGAGCCCUGGGGGCUCUGAAAAAAUCAGGAUUUCAAGCAUCCGAAUCCUAAUUUGGUGACGCAGCCGCCUCUGACGCCCCCUCCUCGCCCGCGGCCGCCCAUCGAGCUCCCUCCUACCUCAGCCGCUUACGGGAACCCUGCGUCCAGCUUCCGUGCCCGCGGCUCCCCGCGGCUGACCUCUGCCCUUCCCGGCCCUUCUCCGUGGCCAAGCUCGGCCACUAGAAUACCAAAGCCAUCCGGCCUCGGCCCAGCCUGGCAGCCGCCGAGCCCCCGCCUGAGCUUCCUCCCCCCGGCCUGCUCCCCACCCUCUGGAUCUUCCCGGCUUCUCCGAAUCCCUGGUUCGCCACUUCUUGGGGAGCGCCUCGUGUCCCUGCCCUUUGCUCCCGGAAAGCUGUGGCCUUGACUCUUUGGGGUGUCUGACCCCCGCCCUCCUGCCUCUGACCCCCGCCCCGAGUUGUGAUGGUUUGUGCUUUUGUCCGUGUGGCCGCCCCCCUCCCCCCUCCGCCCCUGUGCGGUCUCCACCCGCUGCUGAGCUGUCUCUGCUCCGAGGGCCGGCCCAGCCCGAGGUUUGGCCAGAGGGAAUCCAGGGAAGAAGCCUGGGGAGUCUGUUCCCCAAAAGACUAGGAUUGGGGUUCCAGAAGUGCCCAUGGGUGGCUACGGUUCCAGCGUUUGCAUGGCACUCUGCCCCCCUCCCCUCCUGCCCCUCCCCCCAGCAAUGCCCCCUCUUUACAGAUGAGAACCGAGCUCGCCAGGUGACUCAGGUAGGGACCACAGCCGGGGCGUGCCCGGUGCCAGAGGCCUUCGAAGGCUGGGGCUGUGGGACCACCUGCCCAGGAGCGCCGUCGGCGAGGGCCCCCCUCCCCCCACGCCUCAGGGUCCCUUGGGCCUUGUCCUCAGCUCACAGGCCCGGGACAGGCCGGAUCAGGGGGCCUCCCUGCCCCCCCAGGUGCCCCAGGUGUUAGGAUUUAUGUGGAUGGGAAGCAGGCGGAGGCUUUGCACGUGCACUCACACACACACACACUUGCUCCAUCACUAGUGACCCCCCCCAGCCCACCUAGAAGCUGUGACGAGCCGGAGCCCCCCUGCCCCUCCCCUCCCCAAGGUCCAGCCGCUUUCUGUUGAGAGUGUUCUUUUCCAAGCGUCUCAGCCGGGGUCGAAACAAGACGGAUGCGGGUGUUUACAUCGAGUCGCGUGGGUCCCUCUCCAGCGCUUGUGUGUCCCGUAAGCAGCGAGCGUCUCCUGCAGAGGCCCAGUGGCUGCCGGGGUCCGCGCGGUCCGGGCAGUCGUCGGGGUCCGGGGCGCCCAUGGUGGCCGCCGGGUCUGCACUGUCUGGGGCGCUGCGGCGACCGCUCCUCGGGGGCCCCGAGCACCUCGGAGCCGAGGUUUCGUGCCUUAGCUUGGGGCCCCCGCCCCCUCCUAUUUAUUACCUUAAUUUAUAUGGCGAGCCCACGCCGCGCCGCGCCUCUGGAUGUUUGUGUACAUAGCCCCCCCCUCGCUUGUUGUACAUACGUCAGUCUUGUAUAUAAAGGAAGCUCGUUUUCCACCCUC